Molecule: messenger RNA, 491 nt
Organism: Umbelopsis ramanniana AG
Lineage: Eukaryota; Fungi; Mucoromycota; Umbelopsidomycetes; Umbelopsidales; Umbelopsidaceae
Exons: 1
Coding region: 149-391 (80 amino acids)
Source: RefSeq, a predicted model, not a curated record
UUCCAAUCUAUAAUUCUCCCUUUUUGCCUUCCCCUCAUCUUGCCCUUACAUUCUUCUCCUUUCUCGUCAUAGACUUGUCUUUUAUGUAAAACUUUGGAUUCUUAUUGUUAUGUUCCGCUUUCAUAGUCAAUUUUGAAUAAAUUAGAAAAUGAGUUUUUUUAAAGAAAGAACUACUGAGAAGCAAACGCCGUACCUACUAACAUGUAUCCCUCUCGAUAUGGAACGAAAAAAUAUAAACGUAUUGAAAAGAAACAAUGGAAAUAAUAAUAAAGAGAACGUAAGAAACCGAAAGGAGUUGUGUGUAUGGGUUUUUCUUUGGGGGGAUUCAAUUCUUUUUUUUUUUGGGUUUUUUACGUAUCGAAAUUCUCUUUCAAAAGCAGGUGAUGAUUGAAAAACAAUGAAUCAGAACAGCAUCAAAAUACAUGGAAAUGGGAAGGGAAAGAAAUUAUGAGUUCAAACAUUCAGAACAAAUUCCUUUGUCCGAGAGUACG